This is a messenger RNA of Naegleria gruberi, 1035 nucleotides long. RefSeq lists its product as uncharacterized. The coding region runs from base 1 to 1035 and encodes 344 amino acids. The record is from RefSeq and is a predicted model, not a curated record. The transcript has a single exon. Lineage: Eukaryota; Heterolobosea; Eutetramitea; Acrasida; Naegleriidae.
AUGGUUCUAUGUGGUUUAUUUGGUAAAAAGGAUAAACAUUCCAAUCAAGUUUCCGUAAAGAAGGCUUCUUCAUCAAAUACUAAUAAUUCAAAGCCUUCAUCUCCUCCGAGUAGUAGUAUUCUCGAUAGAGAACCCAUCCGAACACAAAUAAUGACUCUAGUAAUUAUACAAUUCGGUAAUAUUCAUGAGAUUCCCGAUGACUUUGUUGAGUAUAUUACAAGUAAACUUUUUGAAAAGAUUAGAAAGCUUGGAGAGGAAGAUGAGGGACAAGUCUCAAUAUCAUCAAUUCCUCAAUUGUAUUGUCAGAUAAUGUAUAAACAUCAGAGAAUGAAUAAUAUUAUGAAGAAUGCUUUGAAAAUUAAGGCAGAGAUUGAGGCCAUUUCCUUUUUGAGUGAAAGACAAGGUGAAGGUGUGCCAAGAAUUGUUUUUAAAAUAUCAAUAGCGAGUGGAAAGAAUAGUUGUGGAAAUAUUGGAAUACCAAAUGUUCCAACAUCGAUAUUUGGAUCAGUGUCAGUGAGAGGAAUUAAAUUGUUGGAUUUGGCAACCAUUUUAGAUAUGGGUUUGGUGUGUGAUUUUAAUUCAAUGGUUGCAUUGUAUCAGGAAUCGAAUGCCUUCUUGGAUAAUUUCUUAUAUACAGUGGUUCAGAGGUUUCAAUUUUCUAACGGGGAUAUUCAAUGUGCUUUUCAAAUACUUUCAGAAUCAACUGUUUCACAACUCGAUCAAUGGAGAUAUGGCUCAAAUGAGGAAAGAAAUCAGUACAUUAACUUCCUCUCUGAAAUUAAUCUCUACUUUCAUGGCGUCUUGUCUGGAUUAUCAAAGGAAAAUUCAAUUGACCAAACUGAAUAUAUCAACAUUUCCAAAAUCCUCACUAAAGGAAGGACGCCACCUUCCUCCACUCGUUCCCUACAAGAAUUGAAAGAUUAUCAAUUGGGUGGCGAGCCAAUCCCAUGGAAACUCAGACUAUUACAAACCUUCUCAGAGAAUGACAAAUCCCAACAAGCCAAACUUUUUCACAUCAAUCCUUCUCUCAACUAG